AUGCUCGAAAAACCAGUGAAUCAUCUUGACUCCAAAGCCUGUAACGGAAUUAACAUUAGAAGACGACCAGAAACUCAACAAGUAUACUAUGAAAAAUCUUCUGCUUUGAUGGAAUGUGAUAAGACACUUGAACAAUUACAAAAUUGUUUGGUUAGCACCAAUUCAACCAUAGAGUCGGUGGAUGCUUCCUGUAAGCAAAUUUUGGAAUCAACAAAAUCGGCUUGUGGACUCAGAAGAGUGAUAUACGUGCCAGACAUUAAACCUAGAGUUCAAAACUUGAACAUGUAA
This is a messenger RNA of Naegleria lovaniensis, 288 nucleotides long. RefSeq lists its product as uncharacterized. The transcript has 2 exons. The record is from RefSeq and is a predicted model, not a curated record. Lineage: Eukaryota; Heterolobosea; Eutetramitea; Acrasida; Naegleriidae. Bases 1 to 288 code for a protein of 95 amino acids.